AUGGAGAAAGUUGAUGAAACUAAGGAAGCAGCAGGAAAUGGCUCUGUGAAUGUGUUGGAUGUUGUUCCGACCGAAAAGGCAGAUGCACUGGCUGCAAAUCGAGAUCUUGCAUCAUCAAUGGCAAUUCCAGCAGCUGAACCGACGGAAAUAUUUGACAAACUUGAAGAAACAAAUGCUGAAAAUUUUGUGCGCACAAUUUGGAAAAUCGUCGACGAGUUCUAUGACAGGAACGAGACCCAAUUCUGUUCAUCUGCGUGGGAGGGGGAAAUCGCAACUUGCAUUGGCAUUAAAUGGCCAACGACCUUGGUAUUCCUGGUUGGCUACUUCAGUCGAAUCCGGUUCUCGACGUCUCUAUUGCAAUUUAACCUCGAUAUCGUACGUGUUUGUUGUGGAAAGGAUCACGGUAUGCCCGAUACACCUCAAAAUCAUGUUAUUCUGUACAAGGAGCAUCAUUUAGUAGUCGGAGUUGCUGACUUACCAACCUUCUGA
Molecule: messenger RNA, 489 nt
Organism: Plasmopara halstedii
Lineage: Eukaryota; Oomycota; Peronosporomycetes; Peronosporales; Peronosporaceae
Exons: 4
Coding region: 1-489 (162 amino acids)
Source: RefSeq, a predicted model, not a curated record